UCCGGGCAUCCAACGGUUGGUUUGUGAACUGCAAAAUCCACAAAGAAGAGAGGGAAGCGUCUGCUGCGCCCCUGGGUCGUUUUAAAUUUGCCUUUAAAACAUCACCGAAAACUUAAACAACCGCUAGCUAUGGCAGAGGGAGACAACAAAAGCGCCAACGUACUCGCCCAGGAGACGGCCCAGCUGGAGGAGCAGCUGCAGGGCUGGGGAGAGGUGAUCCUGGCUGGGGACCAGGUCCUGCGUUGGAAGAAACCAUGGUUCCCUGGAGCCCUGAUGGCAGCCACCACACUGGUCUUCAUGAUGAUCUACUACCUGGACCCCUCGGUGCUGACCGGCCUGUCCUGCACUGUCAUGCUGCUGUGUCUGUCUGACUACCUGGUGCCUACCCUAGCACCCCGCAUCUUCGGAUCCAACAAGUGGUCUUCAGAGCAGCAGCAGCGUUUCCAUGAGAUCUGUGGUAACCUGGUGAAGACUCAGCGUCGCAUCCUGGGCUGGUGGAAAAGACUCUUCUCGCUCAAGGAGGAGAAACCCAAGAUGUACUUUGCGUCGGUGAUCAGCAGUCUGGUGACGGUGGCCUGGAUGGGACAGCAAGUCCACAACCUUUUCCUCACCUACCUGAUCGUGAGUUUCCUGCUCCUGCUUCCUGGUCUGAACCAGCAUGGCGUCAUAAGCAAGUACGCUGGCAUGGCCAAGAGAGAGAUCAACAAACUGCUGAAACAGAAGGAGAAGAAGAACGAGUAGGAAGAAAGGAGGAGGAGGAGAAGAGGGGAUCUGUGAGAUGAGACGAACGAGAGAGAAGAAGAAAAUGAGAAACCCGUAGAUCAAACGUAAAAGAAAAGGAGCUUCAACGAAGUACUUCCUCAGUCUGCUCAGACCAACUCUACACACGCCCUCUCCCCCCUUGACCUCUGACCUGUCACCUAACCAACCAAUCACCUGGCGGGAUUUGUUUUUCAACAGGAAGUGUUUUUCCACCUAUCCUCCCACGCAUGCAGUCAGUCGCCACGUCGGUCAAGGCUUUAGCUCACGAGUAGACCACACUGAAACAUUACAACACACACAUAUGAACCCCCCCCCCCCCCCCCCCCCCCCCACAUGGAGGUGGCCCCCAGCUGUGUCUGUCUCUAGAUCCUAUAGGGAGGUGUUUAAGAUACUAGUCACUUAUUAUUACUUUUGAAGUCCGAGGAAAGACUACUGAACAGAAACCUCUAGCAAUAUUAUUAUCCCCUCCCCCCACACAUAUAAUACCAUCACAAUACAACAUAUAAUCAAACUCCAUCUCCCAGAGAGGAUGGUUAGUUUAAUGGACAUACUGAUGGUAGGUAGUGUCAGUAAUUAAAUCUCCCAGAGAGGAUGGGUAGUUUAAUGGACAUACUGAUGGUAGGUAGUGUCAGUAAUUAAAUCUCCCAGAGAGGAUGGUUAGUUUAAUGGACAUACUGAUGGUAGGUAGUGUCAGUAAUUAAAUCUCCCAGAGAGGAUGGUUAGUUUAAUGGACAUACUGAUGGUAGGUAGUGUCAGUAAUUAAAUCUCCCAGAGAGGAUGGGUAGUUUAAUGGACAUACUGAUGGUAGGUAGUGUCAGUAAUUAAAUCUCCCAGAGAGGAUGGUUAGUUUAAUGGACAUACUGAUGGUAGGUAGUGUCAGUAAUUAAAUCUCCCAGAGAGGAUGGGUAGUUUAAUGGACAUACUGAUGGUAGGUAGUGUCAGUAAUUAAAUCUCCCAGAGAGGAUGGGUAGUUUAAUGGACAUACUGAUGGUAGGUAGUGUCAGUAUUGUUUCAGGAGGCUGGGACACUGCUGUUGUUGUUGUUGCUGCCAUCGUUCUUUUACCUUUCAGAUUCCUGCUUCUGUCUGUUUUUUAAGAUUGCACUGAAACCGUAGCAGAAACUGGAGUUUAGAGUAGAGAAGCAGACCUAGGUGACAUCUCCCACGUGGCACCCUAUUCCCUAUGUAGUGCCCUACCCCUAUAGGCCCUGGUCAAGAGUAGUGCACUAUCUAGGGAAUAGGGUGUUAUUUGGGACUCAAGCCUAGUCUGGUGACAUUUGGAAUAUAUAAAUCUGUGUCUGAAAUGGCACCCUAUUCCCUAUGUAGUGCACUACCCCUAUAGGCCCUGGUCAACAGUAGUGCACUAUCUAGGGAAUAGGGUGCUAUUUAAGACACCGCCCUGGUGUGAGCUGACACUGGUUCAGAGACACAGACCUAGGAUCAGCGUAACCUGCCCCCUACCCUGACCUUACUGUCUAGUCCAGGGGAUCUUUACCUUACUAGUCCCACUGCUGUUACGCUGCUAGCUGGACCUGCUAGACCUUUAUCUGUCCCUCCUCUAUCCCUGUCUAACGACAGUCUAAACCCAGCUCACGUUCCCUGUUAGUGGGUGAACAAUCCAACGCUUGAUGAAAUCUACUAAUAACGCUGUUGGCUGGACCUGCUAGAGUCCUUUCUGUCUCUCUCUCUCUCUCUGGUCGGGGGGCCGAUGAUUGUAAAUACGCCAAUCCUCUUCCUAUCUUUUAUCUCUCUGUCUUGUCUGUGUUUAUAUUAUUUACCUACUAUCUCGCUGUUCCUCUCCUCCAUUUCAUCUGUUUUGAGUUCUCUACAAAACAAUGAAUAAAGUCUGAUUUAAAUGAACA
Messenger RNA from Oncorhynchus mykiss (rainbow trout), 2622 nucleotides. The record is from RefSeq and is a predicted model, not a curated record. NCBI's taxonomy places the organism in Eukaryota, Metazoa, Chordata, Actinopteri, Salmoniformes, Salmonidae.